UUAAAAUUCAAUCCAGUUUUGGUUUUCUCAGAAAUUAUCUCGACGCAGAAAAUUUAUUAAUUCGCAAUGGUGACCGUGGUGGACCUUAAGGUCGAUCGCAAUCUGUUGUGUCCCAAUUUCGAUGGCUACAAGCUCUCCUUUGAUUCGGUACCGAUGUUGCGCCAAAGCUUCCGUCACUACAAUGCUUUGAAAUACGAGCUGUACAAGAAUCACUAUUCGCUGCUGCACACCGAACUGUUUGCCAAGCACAAUUUGCUUACCGCCGAUCCCUGGGCCCGACGUAAUACCUAUUUCGUAAAUACAAACCAUGAGGUGGUCCAGUGCUCGUUUGACGAGAUACGCAGCGAUGCACGCAAGCCGCGCAUUGUUUACAAAAUGCAGUUCGAGGAUAACGGAGAUGGUUCUUAUCAACCUGGAGACUAUAAUUAUAGUAUGCGUUUCAUCUCUGAGAAGUAUUGUGUGCUGUGCGACGGCAGGCAAAGCUAUUUCCUGCUCGAGACGGGCGAUCGCAGACGACACACAGAAUGGCGUCUUGUGACCAAGUCGAAUAUAAUACCUUUCUCAGAAACCCGUGGAUUUGUGCUAUACGAUGCCAGGCUGGACAUUGUGCACGGGCGCAAGCAAGUCUCUAUGGUUGCCGGGCAUGUGACGCGCUCCAGGUCGAUGGACCGGCAUUUGAUGCUGCUGACUUGGUCAUACUGGAUGCUGCAAAAUUUGGAGAAGGAGGACAUCUGGUUUUAUGUGAAGCGCGAGCAGCUACAGACCGUAGGCUCUGUCUAUUAUUGUGCUUUUGAACCGCACUCUGAAUCCAUCAUAGUCUGUACCGAUGGUCAACUGAAAACUGCAGAAGAAGCUCGUGUGGAGACUCUACAGGAGCUGAACAAAUAUAGUUGCCCCCAAUACAAGUGGUCCCAGACAGAACGCGAUAUCGUCGUGAAAUUCGAUGUGCCAACAGGCACUAACCUCUGCAAUUACGAUUUAAAAUACUCCUACAGUCACAUCGCUUUCAAAUUGUACGAGCAGACGCUGCUGGAGGGCACACUCUAUGCGAGAGUCCAUGGUGACCUCACCAUCAUUCAGUUGGAUGAAAACGGACUGACGCUAAAGAUGAUCAAAGAGGAAGACUUUUUAUGGCCGCAACUAAUGCAGUGCGAGGAUGAGGAGGCGGAGCAGCCGCUCUUUGACGAGGAAAUCGGGGAUGUCGGGGAAAUCGAGGAAGAGGCAGAAUCUUCAGAAGCCGAGCCAGAACCUCUGCCCAUACCAAAUUUGGAGGAGCCUAUUGAGGAAUGCGACCUUGCCAUGGCCACAGACGAACCAGAGAUUCAAAUGGUUCGCUAUAAACUGCACGAAUCAGCAAUUACACACAAAGUUUCCUUGGGGAAUAUACCGCCGCUCUUCACCACCUCGCUGCGUGCUGGCUUUCCUCCGGCGUUCGCCACACGCGAAGGCGUGGACGCCUCCCUAUGGCUGCAGUCCUACCAGCCAGUCAAUCCGUCAGAUUGGAAGGUCCGUCACGAAGGCAAUUUACAUGCCUUUGGCUAUGUGCUGGCCUCCAAGCAGCAGCGUAAAUUCAUUGACUGCUGUCCGGACCUAGAAUAUGCAGUAAUUGCGGAGACCCGCCGCCAUGUGUUCAUCUAUAAGCCGCGUAACGAUUCCGCCGAUGGAUUGCGCAAUCGCAACGGGGCGCAGGUGAUCGUUGGCAAGCAACAUUUAGUUACCUUGAACGAUGAUUUCGGUGAUAUACUAGGCAUGGCGACUGCCCCGAAUCUGAUUACUUUGCUCACCGCGAAAGCUGUACUCUUUCUCUCGGUCUAACAUAAACAAA
Messenger RNA from Drosophila arizonae, 1825 nucleotides. RefSeq names its product nudC domain-containing protein 1. Lineage: Eukaryota; Metazoa; Arthropoda; Insecta; Diptera; Drosophilidae. The record is from RefSeq and is a predicted model, not a curated record.